AUGGCGGCUGGAAGACAUGGAAGCCAAAAAGACAAUGAGUUCAAGGGUCGCAAGAUGGACUUGGGGCUGCCAAAGAAGGAUGUUGGGAGUGUUAAAGGGGAUUAUGAUCGUUUUAGGAACGGAGACUGGGAUAAUGGGCAAAGGCGAAGGCAGGUUUGGGUUCGAGAUAGUAGGGAUUAUACAGGUACGGUUGGACAGAAGGAUAUUAAGAAAAGGGUGGUGAUAAAUGGUGGGUAUCAUUCUACUUCAAAUCAGAGUGAUUCUAGCAGUAGUGGUGGUGGGAGGAGGAGUGAACUUGCAGUUCAUGUCAUGGAUCGAGAGCCUGGGGAGCUGUCUAGUGAUGGGUCUGAUGAGGCUAUUGAUUUGGGAUCUCGGAUUAAUAUAGAGAGUGAGGUUAAGACUUUAGAAAAUGGAAAACAAUCAUUGCCUGUCCAGAAUAAGAAGCAUAAGAAGCGAAAGUUUUCUCCAAUUGUUUGGGAUAGAGAUGACAGGGAAUUGAGUAGAGCAUUCGAGAACGGGAAUGUUUCUGAUACUACUAAUUUACCAUCUUCACCUCCUGUGGUCAAUUCAAAUUGUCAGUCAUCUGCCCCUUCUCCGGAUGAGUCUGUACAGAUUUCACCUAAGCAAGAACGUGAGGUUCAGAAUUCUAAAGCCUCACUUCCUGAGAUUGAUUUAGUGCUAGAGGUGUUGGAAGUUCCUGUUGAAACAUCUUCCUUGUCUCACGAGGAAGAGUGUCAUGGUGGUGACCAAGGAGCAGAGGAAUUGGACGCUGAAGAUUUUGAAUCUACUCGAACCAUUAUGUCCUCUCGUUGGGCAAAUAAUGCUGAAUCCCCAGUUGAUAAAGGUGUGAUUUAUGAUAAUGGAGAUACGCCUAAAUGGAAGGUGUGUAGGUCUGGUUCUGAGUCGGCUCUAGUAUGGGGACAUAGGAAAUCAGCAAGUCCAGAGCUUGGAGAGGUUAAAGGUGAAGGAUCUAAAGGAACUAUGGGGAGGUCCUCUGGAUCUGAUGAGUGUGUUAGGUCUUCUAGUAGAGAUAGUUACCCCAACGAUGUUGGUAAGAAUGACUACAUGGUGAUAGAUGAGGACCGUAAUUAUGGUGCUACUAGUGUUAGCCAGUCAGAUAUGGAAUCUGCUGAUGAAUUAGGUUCUUAUGGUACACCAGAGCCUGCUCUCACCCCAGAAAGGAGUGUGAAUAUGCUUCAGGGGUGCAGAAGUGUUGAUGAGUUCGAGAGAAUGAACAAGAUAAAUGAAGGAACUUAUGGGAUUGUUUAUAGAGCCAGGGACAAGAAGUCUGGAGAAAUUGUUGCUUUGAAGAAGGUCAAGAUGGAGAAAGAGAGAGAAGGGUUUCCUCUGACUUCGCUUCGGGAAAUUAACAUCCUUCUCUCUUUUCAGCAUCCUUCAGCAGUGGAUGUCAAAGAAGUAGUUGUGGGUAGCAAUCUUGACAGCAUCUUCAUGGUCAUGGAGUAUAUGGAACAUGAUCUUAAGAGAUUGAUGGAGACAAUGAAACAGCCGUUUAGUCAAAGUGAAGUUAAAUGCCUUAUGCUCCAGCUGUUAGUGGGUGUCAAAUAUCUUCAUGAUAAUUGGGUACUUCACCGAGAUCUGAAAACAUCAAAUUUACUUUUAAAUAAUCGAGGUGAGCUGAAAAUCUGCGAUUUUGGUCUGGCUCGGCAAUAUGGGAGCCCCCUGAAACCUUAUACUCAUUUGGUGGUUACUUUGUGGUACAGGGCGCCAGAACUUCUUCUGGGAGCCAAACAAUAUUCUACUGCAAUUGAUAUGUGGUCUGUGGGAUGCAUUAUGGCCGAACUGUUAUCAAAAGAACCAUUGUUUAGUGGAAAAACAGAGUUUGAUCAGCUUGACAAGAUUUUUAGAAUCCUCGGCACACCAAAUGAGACAAUCUGGCCUGGGUUUUCCAGACUUCCUGGGGUGAAGGUUAACUUUGUCAAGAAUAAAUACAAUCAAUUGCGUGGGAAAUUUCCAGCUACGUCAUUUACUGGCUCACCAGUACUUUCUGAUGCUGGAUUUGACCUGUUGAACAAGCUUUUAACUUAUGACCCCGAUAAGCGGAUAACUGCUGAAGCAGCUCUGAAGCAUGAAUGGUUCCAAGAAGUUCCACUUCCCAAGUCUAAGGAGUUCAUGCCAACAUUUCCUGCUCAGCAUGUGCAAGACAGGCGUAUAAGAAGAGCAACGAAGAGUCCUGACCCUCUAAAAGAGCAACAGAGGAAGGAGUUGCAGCAAGAAGAAUUAGGCGCUGGUGGUUUAUUUGGCCAAUAA
Fraxinus pennsylvanica is the source of this 2268-nucleotide messenger RNA. Lineage: Eukaryota; Viridiplantae; Streptophyta; Magnoliopsida; Lamiales; Oleaceae. The record is from the annotation of a GenBank genome assembly.